AUUCUGCUUCAGUUUACUGUAUUUUUGAACAAACCCCCAUGCUUACACCCGAUCACAUAAAUAGCGACGCUCUAGUCCACCUUUAACCACCCAGCACACACACCGCCACGCCGCAGCCGCCGAAGAUUAUAAACCGAUUAUUGCAUUACUGUCUCUCCCAGGGCGGCGGUCAAAAAGCGAUCGAGUGAGGGACCGUGAAGCCUGCGCACCAGGACGAUAUCCAAUUGAGUCAAUUGAAUAGCAGUUUAUUUAAAAAAAAAGGUGGGAGGAGAGAAGAGAAGAAAAAGAGGGGGGGAGAGAGAAUGAUCAUUUUCUGAGCAGAUCCCAUCAGGGGGCCGAGGAAGCAGUUGAUGUCGCUUGGUAGUGGUUGAUGUAGCGGCACUGCUGACUCCCUCUCUUACUGUUCUGGACUCCGGACCAGAGUGGGCGUCUGUAAAAUAGUGUACACAACUGUUAUACGAUGGAACCGUAACGAAGCCGGGUUUAGUGAAUAGAUACUGAAAACACUAAAAGACAACGAACACCUCUCCCAGCCAGUGGAUUAACCAUGGGGGACCGCCGAGGACAUUUAUAACGUAGGAAAACGCAAAAGGAUAUACCAAUUGGAAUAAUUCGACAAGAAAUUUUACAUUGUCUAUAGAAGGGGGAAGGCCUUUUUUUUCUUUUCUUUUUUUACACAGCUGAGGACGCAAGAAUGGAAGGCUGUCAGACACGGCUUUGCAGUGGGUGCUGGAGAUUUGUGCUGUGGUCCGGCUUUAUCAUUCUGCACUUGGUUCCCUUGUGCGCACAUGGCCUCUCCCUGGAGGGCAAUGCCACUCAGACGGCCAGCAAGGCUAAUGGCUCCUCUCUGUGUGUGGGAUGCCAGGGAAGUGUGGAUGCUGCCAGGGAGAGUGAGCUGGUGGCUCCGGUGACUGGCUCUGCCAAGCCCUUUGCGUUGGCCCUGCGGAGCUCCCGGCGUCCUAGAGAGGGCCGGGAGGAUCUGGGGAGUGGGGAUGGUGGGUUCGGAGUUCUGGGAGAAAGUGCCACUACCGCCCCCCUUAGCCAAGGUGGGGGAACAGCAUCACCAGGCCUAACCGAGAUCAGCCCCGACUCGGCAGAGAAGGACCACCUACUGGAGGUGCAGCCGGGGGGAGGGUUGCCCACAGUGCCCAGUUCUGAGAUCCUGUUGGACUUUAAGGGGCAGGACGAGGAGGUCGAGCUCUUGCACACUGACCAACCCUGGCAGGGAGCUAAGGGGGAUGUGGAUUUCACUGUCCUCUUUGAACAACAGUCCACCUCUCCUCCUGCCCGGCCCCCCUCCACCACCCCCCGCGACGUCCUUACUGUAGAAUACUACGACCCCUCGGCCCACGCCCGGGAACUCCCGACGCCAUCCCCCGAGCCGGCCGCACAUGAGCUGCAGGGCCAGCCCACCUCCUGGUCCCUGCCCGACGGCUAUGACUACCUCACGCCCUACGAGGAAAGCUACUCCACCACUGAGCUCUACCCCGACGAGGACCAGUUCACCACGGUGGACCUGCAGGACGAGAACGACCCCAGCCCGCCCCCCUCCCCCUCUCCCUCUCCCAGCACCGGGCCCCCCGAGGACAUGCUCCCCAGCGGGGCUGAAGAGGUGGAGUCUCCUGCCAUGCCAGGCGUCCCAGGAGCAGCCAACGCCACGGAAUGCCGGGUGGGCUACGUGCGGCACAACGCCACCUGCCGCUCGCUCUGUGACUUCUUCCCCAGCUACUGCUUCAACGGGGGCCAGUGCUACCUGGUGGAGGGCACGGGCGUCUUCUGCAGGUGCAAUGUGCAGGACUAUAUCUGGCACAAGGGCUCCCGGUGUGAAUCUGUCAUCACCGAGUUCCAGGUGAUGUGCAUGGCGAUCGGGGCCGCCGCUCUUAUGGUCCUGCUGCUCUUCAUGAUCACCGUCUUCUUCGCCAAGAAGCUGCAUCUGCUCAAGACUGAGAACAGCAAGCUGCGCAAACGCAGUAAGUACCGCCCUCCCUCGGAGCAGCACAAUGAUAAUUUUUCGCUGUCGACCAUCGCUGAGGGCUCCCACCCAAAUGUAAGGAAACUUUGCGACACCCCACCUAACCUCCCUCAUGCCCGUGCUUUGGCUUACUAUGAUAACAUUAUCUGUCAGAAAACCAUGAGCAGAUACACCUGGGAAUGUAAGACCAAAGAGGAGCCAGACUACCAGGACGAUCCGAACGCACAGAACAAGCUGGAGGACCCUGUGAAGGCCCUGCCCCCCAAGGAGGAAGAGCCCCUCAACAUCCAGAACUCACUGACGCCCAAACACGAGAACAACAAAGCAAGUGGCGAGGACAACGCCGAGGUAAACUCGCUACAGAACAACAUGAUGUAAUACCACACCCCACCACACGGCGGCGACACUGCUCUCUGCCCCCCCAGCCACCACCACCACAUUGCACCAGAAACUCUUGACAACUGCCUCCCCCUCGCUCUGUCUCCUUCCUCCAGGUCUGCCCCAUGCCCUACCCUGCCUUACUGAAUAAUGGCAUGUGUUGGUGUAUUUUAUAUAAAAAACAACAAAAAAAGGAUUUAUGGAAAAAAAGAAAGCAGAAAAAGCUACUGAGAGGUUUUGAUGUUUGUUUGACUAAUUCAGUGAGUAUGUAUAAAUAUAUGGAAAAAAUGCUUGGAUUGAUAUAUGAAAAAAAACACAAUGUGUCUUUGGUUUCAUUUUCAUGUGAUUUCUAAUCCUUUGAUGUAUUUUGGUUGUUUUUUUUGUACUUUUUUGGGAAUACAGAAACAAAAAA
Lepisosteus oculatus (spotted gar) is the source of this 2762-nucleotide messenger RNA. Its product is annotated as chondroitin sulfate proteoglycan 5. Gene Ontology annotation, biological process: cell projection morphogenesis; nervous system development. The record is from RefSeq and is a predicted model, not a curated record. Lineage: Eukaryota; Metazoa; Chordata; Actinopteri; Semionotiformes; Lepisosteidae. Gene Ontology annotation, cellular component: synapse.